Molecule: messenger RNA, 2043 nt
Organism: Plutella xylostella (diamondback moth)
Lineage: Eukaryota; Metazoa; Arthropoda; Insecta; Lepidoptera; Plutellidae
Product: glucose dehydrogenase [FAD, quinone]
Molecular function (GO): flavin adenine dinucleotide binding; oxidoreductase activity, acting on CH-OH group of donors
Source: RefSeq, a predicted model, not a curated record
AAGGGUAUAUUAAGUAACAGGUUACCUUAUCAUUAUCACCUUUUAGUUUAAAAAAAUGGGCAACGGAUGCCGACGGUUUCCGCAGACAUCCACAUGUCGUCGGGACACGCCUGCCACCCGGCUAAUUAUAAAACAUAAUUAGAAGUUUUUUUUUAGGAGAAAGAAAGUUCAGCAAUCCACAAUGAUCCUUGCUCCCGAGGACUGCGGCUGCCCCUACCAAGACCCGGGCGCAUCCAUCUCCAACUCCCCCAUCUGCAACGGUAUGCUCCUCUUCAUGACGCUGCUCGAGGGGUUCGUCUCCGGGCGGUGCCGCAUCGCGGAGCCCUGUCGUCGCGUCGUGGGCGUGAAGGAAGCUGAUGAGGAGUACGACUUCGUGGUGGUGGGCGGAGGCGUGGCCGGCCCUAUCGUGGCUGGGAGGCUGGCUGAGAAUAAGGAGUUUAAGGUGUUGUUAAUAGAGGCAGGAGGGCCGGACCCCGUGGCCUCCAGGGUCCCGUCGUUCUACAGAAACUUCUGGAACAAUCCCGAGACCGACUGGCUCUACCGCACUCAGCCUGGGAACUUCUGCCUCAAUGAGAAGAGAAAAGGAUGUGUCUGGCCUCGUGGAAAGACUUUAGGUGGCUCAGCAGUGCUCAACGGCAUGAUGUACCACCGCGGCCACGCAGCCGACUAUGAAGACUGGGUCAAGUUCGGCGCUAAAGGCUGGUCCUGGGCCGACAACCGAGCCUACUUCGACCGGAGUGAAGACAACAAGCAGAUUGGGUCGGUGGCCAAGUCGUCCUAUCACUCGACCGGUGGACCCAUGCCGAUUCAGCAGUUCAGAUACACCCCGCCCAUAGUGCAAGACAUGCUGAGGGGCAUCAACGAGUCCGGGCUGCCCGUCAUCGACGACAUGAACGACCCCAACACACCCGUCGGGUUCACCGUGGCGCAGACCUUCUCCAACAACGGCCAACGCUACACCACCGCGCGAGCGUACUUGGAGCCGGAGUCGGAGAGGAAGAACCUGCACGUGCUGCUGGAGGCCCACGCCUCGAGGGUGCUGUUUGACGGCACGAAGGCCAAUGGAGUGGAGUAUAUUAGGAAGGGGGAGAGGAAAACUGUAUCAGCCACUAAGGAGGUAAUCCUCAGCGCCGGCGCACUAAACAGCCCCCACAUCCUGCUACUAUCAGGCGUCGGUCCCAAAGAGACCCUCGACAAGUUUGAGAUCCCCGUGGUGGCUGACCUGCCACACGUGGGGCAGAACUUGUUGAAUCAUGUCGGGGUCACCCUCCACUUCCUUAUCACGAAGGAGAAUAAUACCCAGACCCUGGAUUGGGCUGAUGCCACUGAGUAUCUGCUGGAAGGCACCGGGCCUUUGACUGCUGAUGGCAUGACUCAGAUGUCAGGGGUGCUGUACUCCAGCCUGGCGGACAAGCAGCGUGAGCAGCCGGACCUGCAGUUCUUCUUCAACGGGUUCUACGCGGAGUGCUCGGCGACCGGCGCUGUGGGCGAGCCGGUGGGGGACUGCCCGCAGAACGGGAGGAAUAUCACGAGCAACGCAGUAGCCCUACAACCGCGCAGCGUGGGCUACCUGACCAUCAACUCGACAAACCCGCUGGAGCCGCCGCUGUUCUACCCGAAGUACUUCUCGCACCCCGACGACAUGGUCAUGGUCAAAGACGGCGCCAGAUAUGUCAGGAAGAUCCUGGAGUCCAAGACAAUCCAGAGCAAAUACGGCGUAAAGCUGGACCCGGCCUACACGUUCGUCUGCGACAAGGCCGGCGACCAGUGGUCGGACAAGUGGCUGGAGUGCAUGGCCCGGGUCUACACUGACGCGCAGAACCACCAGCAAGGCACCGCCGCCAUCAGCCGAGUGGUGGAUAAUGAGUUGAGGGUGUUUAAUGUUACUGGUCUCCGAGUGAUAGACGCGUCAGUGAUGCCCACACUGGUGACGGGAAACCCUCAGGGAGCCAUCAUGAUGGUGGCCGAGCGAGGCGCCGAGUUCAUCAAGACAGACUGGACCAAAUAACACGACCAACCGGACCGCUAUUCAACGUUAUAAUG